Messenger RNA from Rana temporaria (common frog), 1296 nucleotides. It is a transcript of the gene DHDH, whose product is annotated as dihydrodiol dehydrogenase. NCBI's taxonomy places the organism in Eukaryota, Metazoa, Chordata, Amphibia, Anura, Ranidae. The coding region runs from base 81 to 1088 and encodes 335 amino acids. Gene Ontology annotation, biological process: D-xylose catabolic process. The transcript has 7 exons. Gene Ontology annotation, molecular function: D-xylose 1-dehydrogenase (NADP+) activity; nucleotide binding. The record is from RefSeq and is a predicted model, not a curated record.
AAGGCAGGUUGGCAGGCAUGCACAGCAACAGAGAAUACUUGGCAGUACUUGUGUUCUGGGAGAAGCUGUAAUCCCUCAGUAUGGCCACUAGAUGGGGUAUCUGUGCUGCAGGAAAGAUUAGCAAUGAUUUCAUGGUUGCCCUGCAGACACUGCCAGCUCAGGAUCACCAGGCAGUGGCUGUUGCAGCAAAAGACCAGAAACAUGCUAAAGAAUUUGCAAAAACUCACAAUAUACCCAAAGUGUACAGUUCAUAUGAAGAGCUUGCCAAGGACCCCGAUAUUGAUAUUAUAUAUGUUGGUGUCCUGCAUAUCAUCCAUCGGGAUGUAGUUCUGAUGUAUCUGGAGCACAGGAAAAAUGUCAUAUGUGAAAAACCUCUGGCCAUGAACUCUACAGAGGUGAAAGAGCUCAUAGAAGCUGCGAGGAAAUACAAAGUCUUCUUUAUGGAGGCCAUGUGGAGUCGAUAUUUUCCUGUGUAUGAUCAGAUCCGUUCCCUCUUAUCCCAGAAGGCCAUAGGGGAUGUAAAGGUUGUCCGGGCAGAAUUUGGCUCUAACCAGCACCAUGUCCCCCGGGCAGUGGAGAAGGAGCUGGGAGGAGGGGCACUGCUGGAUAUCGGCUGCUACUGUCUCCAGUUUGCAUUAAUGGUAUUUAAAGGUGAAAAACCAGAAUCCGUGACUGCCAAAGGUUUUCUGUAUGAGACUGGUGUGGAUGAAACCGUGACAAUUAUUCUUCAAUAUUCAGGAAAACGUCAAGCAAUUCUGACCUGCACUAUCAUGGUGGCAAUGCCAAACCAGGCAGCCAUUUGUGGCUCAACAGGAAUGAUUCAGAUUCCUUCAUGCAUGUGGUGCCCUACCUCUAUUAUUCUCAAUGGCAAAGAAACAAAAUUUCCCCUUCCGCAUUCCAGUAAGCCUAUGCAUUUUACAAACAGCACAGGACUUAGCUAUGAGGCCGAGCAUGUGCGCCAGUGUCUGUUAAAAGGACUAAAAGAAAGUCCAUUAAUGACCUUGGCAGACAGUGAGUUGCUGCACACCAUCAUGGAUGAAGUCCGUAAGCAACUUGGAGUGCGUUUCCAACACGACAAAGUCUUAUGAUAAAGAGUGUUCUUUUAGGAUUAUGACUGUGAAACAAACAUUUAUUAAUAAUGAGAUAAAGAAAUAAUAAUAUAAUUAUUGGAAUCCUGCAUGUGCGUUUGUAUUACUUUCAGUAUAAUGUUAAAUUGGAUAAAUAUAACAAUUUGAAGGACAAAUGCAUUUAAACUGUAUUCUGAAGUAAAUGCAUUCAUAAAGCCUUAUUUUUAAA